Messenger RNA from Paracoccidioides lutzii Pb01, 2100 nucleotides. RefSeq lists its product as hypothetical. The coding region runs from base 1 to 2100 and encodes 699 amino acids. Gene Ontology annotation, molecular function: protein binding. Gene Ontology annotation, cellular component: transcription repressor complex; nucleus. The transcript is spliced from 4 exons. Gene Ontology annotation, biological process: negative regulation of transcription by RNA polymerase II. The record is from RefSeq and is a predicted model, not a curated record.
AUGACUUAUCAACUGAGUGCUUCCUACUGUGCUAGAUACAACAAGUCCAAGCCACCAUUACCUUACUUUCCUGGGCAAGAGUUUUGCAUCCACCCUCAUACUCCACCUGCUCCCGCAACAGGUGAGGUCGUCCUAUCUUAUGAGGGGCAUCGGGAAAGGGAAAGUAUGCAUCCUGUGGAUCGUUGUAUAUUUCAUCCUCCAUUGCCUGGAUUGACUGGAAAGGGCACUAUUCGACUAAAGGUUGUUGGACCUGUCAGAAUAGGAGACCAACACAGUGCUCAACUUGUUACCGUCCACAUGGUCGAUAAGACUCCAGAUAUAUCAGACUCGAUACCAACUGAUAAGUAUCUAGUCGCUAAGCUCUACGAUCCCCUUUACUUUGACCAUGAGCAAGAUGAUGUGGAUCCUUUUCGCUAUACGGACCUAGCAUACUCUCAUGAAACCGCAGCCUACCGACUGCUUUAUCCACUUGAAGGAACUGUCAUUCCAAAAUAUUAUGGAACUUCGCGAUCUAUCCGGUUAAUCCUUAUCGAAAAAGUACCCGGUAUCUCAAUGCAACGUCUCAAUCCAACCAACCAUGCGCGGUCAGAGCGUCAAAAUAUUUUGAAGGCAAUUGUCGAUGCAGAAUCUAUGCUGUAUGCUCAUUAUAUAUUACAUAGAGAUAUACACCCGAGGAAUGUUCUUGUGCUGGAUAGCGCUCAUCGGCGUGUGGUACUCAUUGACUUUGGAUAUUGCGGGAUUGGUCGAACUCCUUCAAACAGCCCUGCCGAGUGGAAAGCCAAAUACCUUCCUGGUGUUCCCAUAUCCCCAUUGCUGCGCUGGGAUCAGGGUUGGGGCCGUCAUGCGAAUUUUCAUGAAUGGAUUGACUGGGACUGGCAAACUUGGCUUGAGCACUGUUAUGAAUUCACGAGAGCAUCCAUAACGGAACACAUGCGGUCGAUUUGGCUUCCAAAAAUACCGCCUAUAUCAUCGCCUCCACGUCCGUCCGCAUCUUCAAGGAUCACGGCACCUCAUUAUAAAUCAAACCCACGUUCCAAGUGCGUGACAUCCCCCAUCUUGACAGCCACUCUCCCUGCCCACCUACCCAUGAAACGGACGGAAUUCGAGCUGCCACCGGCACAGAUCCAUCUCCUGGUGAAGCUUCUGAUUUGGCCCACCUCGGAUGCUCUGGAAGACGAGUGGCGGCGACGCAAUGAGGGGGUGGAGGCGGUGAGACGACUUCCUCGAAGGUGGGUCCCCUGCGAGGACGACCGAAGCGAACGAUGCUGCCUGAGGACGCUUCCCACGAGGAUUCUUCCCCCCCAAGAAGAAGAUCAAGCAGGAGGAUCGCGCCUGUCUCUCUCCGGAGGAGAAGAAGUGCCGGCCGGUAGAGGAGCACAUUGGCUCCGCACCGGGUCCUCUGACAUGCUUUCAGGAGCAAAAAGCGGUCGUGCUCGAUUCUUGUGCGCGGUGCUUGAUACUGACUCGACCUUGUUCGCUGCGAACCAAUCAUUUCAUGCAACAUGCGUUGUAGCCUGCCACCUUGACAAUAUACCUGCGAUACGCCGAGCGACCUCAAGUUCGCUAUCCAUCCCUGUAUCCUUUCAUGAGUCACCCAUUUACAAUCUCGAGCAUUUCGAUAAGCACAUGCUCCUUGCCGAAACGUUUCCAGGUUCCCAGUCAUGCCCCUGCAAGAUCGUGUCUGGGUCCCAUGAUGGCACGGUCCGAGUGUGGGAGACAGCCACCGGCAAACUGCAGCAGACGCUCGAGGGCCACUCCGGCUGGGUUGAGAGUGUGGCCUUCUCGCCCGAUGGCUACAAGAUCGUGUCCGGGUCCUAUGAUCACACGGUCCGAGUGUGGGAGACGGCCACCGGCGAGCUGCAGCAUACGCUUGAGGGCCACCCCAAUAUUGUCCAGAGUGUGGCCUCUAACACACUCACCUACUCAGUGGAUAAGUCAAAUCAAUGGAUAACUAAAAACAACUUGCGAAGUUUAUACAUCCCCUUUGACUUGAGGCCUGGUGUGGUUGCUAUACAUGGGACUUCACUUGCUAUUGGCGCUAAUUGUGGUCAAUUAACUAUACUUCUGUUUCAGUCUCUUCUCGAUGAAAUGAUUCUUUAA